This is a messenger RNA of Letharia lupina, 2061 nucleotides long. RefSeq lists its product as uncharacterized. Gene Ontology annotation, molecular function: protein binding. The transcript is spliced from 2 exons. Bases 1 to 2061 code for a protein of 686 amino acids. The record is from RefSeq and is a predicted model, not a curated record. NCBI's taxonomy places the organism in Eukaryota, Fungi, Ascomycota, Lecanoromycetes, Lecanorales, Parmeliaceae.
AUGGAUCCGGUAUCAGUUGUGGGACUUGUUGAGGGCUCCAUCAGUUUGGCUGUGCAAUGCGGCAGUGUUGCUAAAAGCCUGAACAGCCUCGCCGGACAAUACAAGUAUGCUAAGCUUACAAUCUCGACCAUGGUGCAGAACUUGGACAUUAUGCAACUCGCGUGGGAUCGAAUUGGAGCGUGGUCUAAAGACUUUACGCCCACAGACAACAGUGGGUUUACACAUCGCCUAGAAAAUUUCCUGGGCACAGGAUCCAUGGUUCUCGACGCACUGCAGCAAGACUUGCAGUCGUACGAUGCAGCGCAUACGACUUUUGCCCAGCGAUCGCGGCUAGUGUGGAACGAAGGUACCUUGCAGGGCCAUCAAAACCGGAUUAGAGAUCAAGCACAGUCAAUGAGUCUUCUUCUACAGGCAAUUCAACUAACCGACCUACUUCAGCAAUCGAAGAAGCAGUUCAUGAAGUCAGACGAGAGCGCAUUUUCCAUCGUACCUUCGGAACUGUCUUCAAGACUUUCUCUGUCCACUAAUGAAAGCGGUGACCACGACAGUCUCAGGAGCUAUGAGAGCAUUGUUUAUCACCGGCUGAGUUUCGAAGACGAAUUAUUCACUGCCAGAGUCUACAAAAGAAAUUACAGAAAUCCACGUUGGCUACGCCUGCGGAAAAAAGAGCCCGACCUUGACCAUGCAAUUGUCACUCCUCGAAAGGAGGACCGUCAGAGUACGAAGCUUAAAGAUGCUCUGAUGGCUCUGCCACCUUCCAGAGUCUUGACCAGUGCCUUGCCGAGAGAUGAUGGUAUCCUGGUAACCACCACUAUCCACCAAUCAACAAGCUCAUCAGCCCAUGACCCGUACGCGGAGUUGAUUGAAGCUUGCCGCAGAGGUGACAACGAUAGAGUAAAAAACCUAAUGACAAUGAUUCCUGAGGAACACAGUUCCCUAAAUAGACCCAAAAGUUGUGACUCGCUACAUCCCUGCCUAGUCCAUGCUAUAGUCUCCGGUGGACAUGUCGAGGUUAUGGAGAUAAUACUUCAACAACCUGGCUCCAAACUUAACGUUGCCCGGGUUCCGGGAGACGCGCUGUACUGCGUAAGAGGGCCACCGCUUCACCUGGCAGUAGUGAAGGGAGAUCUUCCUAUGGUGCAGGUUUUGUUAGAAAAUGGCGCUUCUGUCAAUGAGAGAUGGGCGUACGGACGACAAGCAAUUCAUUUGGCUGCAAGUAAUGGCUCUAUGGAUGUUCUCGCAGCUUUAGUUGCCGCAGGCGCUGAUGUUAAUUGCGCGGAUACAUUUGGACGCCAGCCGCUCCAUUACAUAUCAGAAUGUCAAGAUCUACCUCAUGUUAUAGAGUACCUUGCAGAGGCUGGAGCUAAUGUCAAUGGACGUACCCAUCAGAAUAAAAUCACGCCAGUACGCCUUGCUUGCAGAGAAGAUCUCGUUGGAAAUCUCAUAGCUCUUUUAUCUCUGGGAGCUCUUGCAGGUGGUUCGGAUCUUGACACAGCGAUUAUACAUGGGUCACCACUGUCGGUUGAAACUCUGCUGAGGCGCGGAAUAGAUCCGAACUGCUGCGGGUGUGAUGGGGUCACUGGUCUUCAUAGUCUCGUCUUAGCAUCCGAUACCAAUGCUCCGCGUGACGAGUCAACUGACAAAAGGAUUCUGCAGCUUCUGCUCGAACAUAUUGAUCUUCUUGCAAAGUACUAUAACGGAGAUACAGUCCUCAGUUGUCUGUUUCGUCUACUGGGAAUAUCGGAUGAAAGGAUGUUGGAGUUAGCAAGGCUCUUCCUAGCAAACCUUCCCGAACUCGCAGUCUUGGAGAAGACCUUUCUUAUAUCAAUGAUAGAUCAUCAAGAUACGAAAGAGGUUGAUAAGGAUGCUUCAGCGAGCAGCGGGAGCCUUCAAAGCAGUGCGCCCAUCGAGAUGAGAAAUUCUCUUGGGUUGAGGGAAAUUGAGGGCGAAAUGGAGGGUGAAAUGGAGGGUGAAAUGGAGGGUGAAAUGGAGGGUGAAAUGGAGGGUGAAAUGGAGGGUGAAAUGGAGGGUGAAGUGGACAGGGAAAGCCGACACUUUUAA